AUGAUCAAGCUGGCGGCUCUUGAGGACGCAGGCUCCGAUGUCUUUUCGUUCGUCUACCCGUCCGACGACCCUCGCCCCUUGCCUGCCGUUUUUACAAUGGUCGCGCAGAUGGGCCACGUCGUGAUGCCCAUUGACGUCGAGCUGUUUAGAACGAUGCAAGUGGGGAUAUUCAUGCGUGUCCAGCGCUACUUCGAGUUCAGGGAGAAGAUGGACGAGGUCGCCGUUGCGCAGUUCACUGCGUGGGCCACAGAGCUUGAGGCGGCGUUUGGAUGUGAGGCGCGGCUUCUGCGACUCCUGGUUCUCAGGCUGCGCUCGCAGUUGGCGUCUUUCCUGUCGGAGCAGCAUUGCUUGCACGCACGAGUGCGGCAAUGGCUUUUUCUCACAGGCGCCCAUUUCUCCAGGGAGGCAGCGGCGCUAGAGGCACGUUACGGCCGAAAGGCGAGCCGCCUGAGAUGGCUGAUGACGCAGCGCCCGCGACCUGCGUCGGCGACGCACAGUUGCGCGGCCCCGCCCUUGCAGCAGAGGGCGCGGCAUUCAGUUGGUGGCGGAGGAACGCCGUCUGGCCACCCAGACCAGGAGUUCUCGUUCGCUGGCUGCGCUCGGGCCCGCUCCCAUCUGCGGGCGUUCGGCGGGCAGGGCGUCGUCCAACUUGCGGCAAUUCGCCGAGAGAGCAUGAUCGAGCGGGCGGCUCUGGAGGAUGCAGGCGUCGGUGACUUUUCGUUCGUCUACCCGCCCGACGAUCUUCGCCCCUUGCCUGCAGCAGCAUUUACAAUGGUCGCGCAGAUGGGCCACGUCAUGAUGCCCAUUGGCGUCGAGCUGUCUAGAAUGAUGCAAGUGGGGAUCUUCAUGCGUGCCCAGCGCUACUUCGAGUUCAGGGAGAAGAUGGACGAGGUCGCCGUUGCGCAGUUCACUGCGUGGGCCACAGAGCUUGAGGCGGCGUUUGGAUGUGAGGCGCGGCUUCUGCGACUCCUGUUUCUCAGGCUGCGCUCGCAGUUGGCGUCUUUCCUGUCAGGGCAGCAUUGCUUGUGCGCACGAGUGCGACCAGGGCUUUUUCUCACAAGCGCCCAGUUCUCCAGGGAGGCAGCGGCGCUAGAGGCACGUUACGGCCGAAAGGCGAGCCGCCUGAGAUGGCUGAUGACACAGCGCCCGCAACCUGCGUCGGUGGCGCACAGUUGCGCGGCCCCGCCCUUGCCGCAGAGGGCGCGGCAUUCAGUUGGUGGCGGAGGAACGCCGUCUGGCCACCCAGACCAGGAGUUCUCGCUCGCUGGCUGCGCUCGGGCCCGCUCCCACCCGCGGGCGCUCGGCGGGCAAGACGUCGCCCAACUUGCGGCAAUUCGCCGAGAGAGCAUGAUCGAGCGGGCGGCUCUGGAGGAUGCAGGCUUCGGUGACUUUUCGUUCGUCUACCCGCCCGACGAUCCUCGCCCCCUGCCUGCAGCAGCAUUUACAGUGGUCGCGCAGAUGGGCCACGUCAUGAUGCCCAUUGGCGUCGAGCUGUUCAGGGAAAUGCAGGGAGGUGACGUUUACCGCUGCAACAGGAAGAUGUGCCACCAGUUCGUGACGCCGCAGCACAACCACCCAGUAUUUAAAGCUGGCUGGGGCAAUGCGUCCGCUCCGCUGUCAGAUAAAGCUGUCGUGCGCAUGUGCGCGGCGUGGGGCCUCUCUCAGGCUAAGUGCCACCAGGUAACAGGUCACAGCAGCAAACUCAUUGAGAACACAUACUUGCGCCUGGAUGAAGCGAGGAUGAAGUACGUGCUCAAAAAAGAAAGGACAAUUCGCUUUGGCCCGGUCGAGGAAUGGAACGACAUUGAGGCCGAUGAAGUCGACUUGGGCAAAGAGGACGACUGGAGGAAGACGGACAAGCAGAAACCAGUUCAAUGGGAGCAGUGGGGAGGCAUCGUCGAGCGCGGGCCAGGGCCAAUUCGCAAGCGGGAUUGGAAGCCGACCACCAGGAAGCAUUUGGAGAAUACCAACGUGGUUUUGCAUACCGACGGCGCCCGCGCAUACAAAAUGCGCAUCCCCGGUGUUAUUCACGACAACGUGGCGCACUGCAAGAAAAAGGUCGUCUUUAAAGGAAAGACCGUAUGGGUGAAACCGAAGUACUCAGAGAUUAAUAAGCACAUUCUUCCUGACGGGCAGCACCUUUUUGUCAAAACAGGCACGCAGAUCAUCGACCGUUUCUGGUCCCACUUGAGAGCGCACCUGGGCAAGCGCGCGCACAAGGUCAACAACGGAUCCAUGUGUCGACGUAUUCGUUCUGCUCAGUGGACGUACUGGGAGGAAGGCCAGGACCUGUGGGUCCGCACAGGUGAGAUGCUGAAGACUCCCUAUUGA
This is a messenger RNA of Prorocentrum cordatum, 2331 nucleotides long. Lineage: Eukaryota; Dinophyceae; Prorocentrales; Prorocentraceae. The record is from the annotation of a GenBank genome assembly.